This is a messenger RNA of Diplodia corticola, 531 nucleotides long. RefSeq lists its product as uncharacterized. NCBI's taxonomy places the organism in Eukaryota, Fungi, Ascomycota, Dothideomycetes, Botryosphaeriales, Botryosphaeriaceae. The record is from RefSeq and is a predicted model, not a curated record. The transcript has a single exon. The coding region runs from base 1 to 531 and encodes 176 amino acids.
AUGUCCUCCACCACUCCCACCACCGCCUCGGCCCCGCCUCCCAGCGCCCGCGCCAGCUUCGGCCUCAUCACGCGCAACGGCCUCGACCUCGCGUCCGCCCGCUCGCGCGCCAUCAUCCUCGCCGCCGUCGAACACGGCCAUUUCACGUCUAGCAGCGCCGGCGCUGCUUACAACACCUCGUCGUCGCUGCCGUCGCUGUCGGACAACAACAAUGACAACAACAAUGACAACAACAACAACAUCAUCAUCAUCCACGCUAUUGCUGCGCAGGCUAUGCGGCAUAGGCACUAUGGUGGAUCUGGUCCUGUGCUCGGUCUCGGCCUUGGGGAUGGCGCGGGUGGCCCUGGGGGUGUGGGUGUGGGUGUGGAUGUGGGUGUGGAUGUGGGUGUGGAUGUGGAUUCUUGGUCGGCGAGGUAUCAGAGGGCGUAUGUUAGGGCGGUAAAGGUGGCGAAGUGGUUGGUGGAGGGGUGUGAGGAGGAGGAGGAGGCGGAGGCGGAGGCGGAGGUGGAGGCGGAGGCGGAGGUGGACUAG